AUGUCCGACAACGUCCUCAAAAGCUUUGUCCCCAUGAUGGAGGCCGCAGUCCAUCAACGCAACCCUCGUCUGCAGGAGUGGUGGCGGAUCAUCCUUUACAUCCAGGAACACGUUGCACAGCCCGGCGACCGCGCCGUCCUUUCCCUAGCGGUGAUCAAGCGCCAAAAGGGUCGCGCAUGGGAAGACAGCUACGACGACUUUGCAAGGCGCGCCUACGAGUAUCUCGAAUUCGGGUACCGGAUGGGCGCUUCCGAGCAGUUCAUCAAGCGGAUUGCGUGGACCAAGCCGAACGUUCGGCACGACGCUUUCAAGGACAUGAACAGCCACGAGCUGUCGCUCGCCAGAAGGAUUAAGAAGGGCGAGGACGAAGUCGACCAAACGUAUGAUGCACGCAUGAAGACGGAAGGAGAGUUCUGGGUCCACCAGGAAGUUCUCUUCAGUCACACCUCUAAGCGCAUGCCCAUCGAGACGCUGAGAGACAUCCCGUGCUACUCGGAGGACGAGUGCCAUUUUGUUAGGGUGAUGGCGGAGGCUAUUGUCGAUAUGGAUGGGGAGAAGGAUGGGAAUGGUCACCAGAUUGAUGCUGUGAAGAAGGCAUCGAAGGGUGUUGUUCAGCACCUCGCUUGGGUCUUGAUGCAAGAGGCCAAGCUCGCUCAAGCGGGCAGACCCAGCAUUGCACCCUUUUGUACUUCCUUCUAUUUGAGGGAGUACGAGUCCUUUUGGGACCGUUGGGAUGACAUGGUGGCGCUUUUCCGAGUGUCGAAAGCCGCCGUGGCCAAUCUCUUGAUUGCACCAUACUUCAAGCGCUUCGCAUGCGAUCCAUAUUCUGAACUCCAGGCAAGUUCACCGCCUCUUCUCAAUAGAAAAGAAAAGAACGCGGAUGCCAACGCGGCCAAGGCCCGCAGUAUCAGGGACGGGCAGGUGGCUCUGCAAGCUCAGGCCUCUGCAGAUGAUCAGUAG
Neurospora hispaniola is the source of this 960-nucleotide messenger RNA. RefSeq lists its product as uncharacterized. The coding region runs from base 1 to 960 and encodes 319 amino acids. NCBI's taxonomy places the organism in Eukaryota, Fungi, Ascomycota, Sordariomycetes, Sordariales, Sordariaceae. The record is from RefSeq and is a predicted model, not a curated record. The transcript is spliced from 4 exons.